AGCACAGUGUGACAAAGUGACACGGGAAGAUUCUAGUGUUCCACACAAUGUCUUUGCGCCUCUCGAGCUUUUUGCGUCACGUGGCUAAUUUCUUUCUCUUCCUCUUGUUUUUCCUCGUUGCGCGUACCGCGCGCGCUCAGGGUUACAAUAUGUACUUCUAUGCCAAAAUCAAUAAUACAAGUAUAUAUCCAGCCCGGAGAGGUGGUGGCAGCAGCACUGCGCUUCUUCAGCAGGGUUUAGUCAACCCGAUGCACAGCAAGGAUACGGUUCGCGGCUCGAGCAUGUGCCGCGAUUCGCGUGCAUCCGCUGCGCCGUCCUCGCUCGCGCUUUUUUGAAAGGUGACGUCACUCCGGUAGUAUGCCAGUGCCUGGUAAUUUGUCCAACUUUUAUAAAGAACGGAAGCGGCGUCCGGAUUUUACAUAGUUCGAUGGUCGUUAGCUGGUCUUACCCGCACUCCGUGUUUUGCGUCCAGGUGAACCGCACCGAAAAAUUCGUUUUUACCCCGAAGAUGUUGAGGAACGGUACAUCCGACGAAGAAUUCUAAACAGUCCGUAUACAAAUGAAUUGGAAAGGAAUCGAUGAAAGAGAUGAAAGUGCACCAGUGAAGACUGGAGUGAUCAUGCACGACGACGGAAACUUAUAUAAUAACUGCACAGCGGCUUGCGAAUUGCAUAAUCACAUCAAAUACUUAUAACGAGGCGUACACGAAGGGUAGGUCCGUCCUAGUCGCUCAAUUUACCGCGUCCCGCCGGAAGGCCAAAAUUCCGGGAAAGGCAAAACGUUAGAUUUUAAGCGUGAGAAACUGUUUUAAGUGUACGUUGAGAGUAGAGGCACUUCCUUCCUGCUUUGCGGCUUGUGCGAGGAGGAAGUGCGGCGCUCCUAAGGAUGCAUCGCAUCCCGAUCAGUGACGACAGCGGUGACCACAACGCGGCUGGCUCGUAACGUGAAUGCACGGGAUAUCUCGCGGUACAGUGUACACUUUCGACCAUCGGGCUUGUUUCUCCGCGCAGCGAUAAAUCAACAAUUAUCGGUAUGCUCGCGCGAGUAAGUGACCUUGACGCAAGGUCGGCAAUCCCGCACGGUAGAGAGAUGUUCUCCAUUUGACGAACGCGCAGCCGGCAGUCUCGGAGCGGAAAGGACCCCUCUGUCGUACCACGAAAGUCUCUCUAAAGUCCUUUUCCACGGGGGAUAAUGGCGAUAGCGGAGGACGCGGGGAAGGACUGGAAAGUCGCCAGGACCGGCAUCUCCCUGCUGCUCAACAACAGAACCGAGGAGGCGGAGGCUCUGUUCACCGAGCAUCCUCAUAGCUUCCACGUCAAAGCCGGCCGUUGCUUUGUUCUCUUCAUGAAUGCCCUGAUGACUUUCGAAGAGGACAAGUUCCAGCAAGCCACGUUGUUGCUGAAAGAUAUGGAACGGGAAUGUGCGGGCGAUAUAGGGUGGCUCAAGUCCGUGAGAAGUAAAGUGUUUCGAGCGGAGGAGACCGAUAAGGACUACGUGAAUAAGUUGGAACGCCAAAUCGUUCUGGCGGAUACUCAGGUAUUCUCAGCCGUGUCGUUGUUUCUCCAACAAGAGCUGACCGGAUACGUUCGCGGCUGCUGGAUGCUCCGCAAAGCUUGGCGCGUCUAUCAACACGCGUACACCCAGAUCUCGCAACUGUAUCGUCGCACCUUUGGUACAAAUCCGACCGGAUUCAGUCCAUGCGUCACCCCGGCGAGCAAUGGAUCCUCUCUGCAGAGCCCGCAGAGUCCGGAAUCUUCGGAAUGGUCGAUACCAUCCUGCAACGGUUACGUGAACAACGUGACACCCGCGCCGUCGCCAUCAGGUCUGCGAAGCUCUCUUUCAAUGUUGUUCUCGCUCACCGGCAUCACGUCCGAACAACAGACACCCUUUGUGGAACCUACGGAGGUGACGCGCUUAAUGUCGGCCGCAAGUUUCGGUUAUGGCAUAUAUCAGCUGUGCGUGAGCCUCUUGCCACCGUCUGUGCUGAAAGUAAUCCAUUUCUUCGGCUUCGAGGGCAACAGGCAGUCUGGUCUUACCGCCCUUAUGUACGCACGACUUGGCGAAGAUAUGCGCGCACCGCUCGCCACAUUAUCCCUACUCUGGUAUCACACGAUUGUACGUCCGUUUUUCGCGCUUGACGGGUCUAAUGUAAAGGCGGGGGUCGCGGCAGCAAAGCAGCUGAUAGCCGAGUGUCAUGCCGAGUUCCAGGAUUCUGCCCUUUUUCUCUUCUUCGCUGGCAGAAUGGAACGUCUGGAGACAAAUGUCGAUGGAGCGCUAGAAGCGUUCGGCAAAGCAGUGGACGUUGCGACGCAGAGGGAAGUGAAAUUGCUGUGCUUGCACGAGGUGGCUUGGUGCCACGUGAUACGCUUGAACUACGACGAGGCAUAUCGAUCCUUGUUGCAGUUGCAGCAGCAGUCGAGAUGGUCCAAGGGCUUCUACGCAUACUUAGCCAUGGUUUGUUGCGGAGCGAACGGCAAGUUUGACGUUCUCCUGUCGUUGCACGGCAAGAUCCUCCCCUGGUUCCACGAGACGAAAAGCGAGUCGCAACUCGAUGUUUUUAUCAUGCGCAGGAUGCCGAAAAUCGUCGAUAAGGAGACCGGGCAUCCUUACACAGCUCUGUACUAUAAGUUGCUCGUAUACGAAUCACUGUACUUGUGGAACGCCCUUCCGUCCUGUUCCGCCGAAUCGCUGCGGGGAAUAUCAUACGAAUGCAAGGAAAAUCAUUCCGAGGAGCCGAUGGUGGGCUUGAUUGAUCUUAUCGAAGGCGCAGCGUGUCUUUAUCUGGGGGAUACCGAGGCGGCCAUUAAAAGUUUCCGAAAUUGUUUGAAACACAGGUAUCCGUCCAAGGACGAGUACGAUCAGCACAUCAGCGCGUUCGCGCUAUACGAAUUAGGGAGCAGUCUUAGUAACAAUAACAAUCCUAACGAAGGCAAGAGUUUCCUACUGAAGGCGCAAAAUCAGUACAAAGAUUAUGAUUUUGAAACUCGACUCAACUUACGUAUACAUGCCGCCCUGAAAAACAUAUAGUAACGCCGACUCCCGAUAUUAACGUCCGAUACUACAUCGUAACGAUAGCUUUAGCAUCGAGAGAACGUAUUUGGAUACAACAGUACUAUUUUAUGUACAUACAGUCGUGGUCAGAAUGGUUGUCCGAUGUUUUACGACAAAUUUCGGAAAUACAGUCUAUCAUGCAAGAGAUUAUACGCAGUGUGUUUAUGUGCGCGAAUGUGUGACGCAUUGUCAGAGUAAAGGAAUGACAUGCACGAAUAUCUAUGCAAUGAUACGUAUGGAUAUUCCGAAAAUUUUUUGUAAAAUGUAUCGUAACGUCGGUCAACCUUUCUGACACUAGGAGUCACUGAUGGCCUUCCCAUAUGAAUUCAGGCGCUGGUAGAACACAUGUACAUUUUUCAUGUAUGCAUAUGCAAAAUGUAUAAAUAUGUCGAUAUGUGCACAAUUCAUGCGAGAAGGCAUCGGGGAUUCCUAGUGCACAUUCGUCCAAGAUGUUGUUAUUUUUCGUUUAACGAUAAAGAUCAACGAAGAUGAAAUUAAAGCAAACUGUACCAGAAAUAUGUGAUUGUAUAGGUCUUUUUUUUCAUUUUAUUAAUAUUGUGCUUUUUAAGCAUCCAUGCAAACGUAAUUUCAUAAUUUCGAAGAUAAAAGAUAUUUUAGAGCAAGCGAGCGUUGUAUCGUGCAAUUAAUCACAUUUAUUUAGAGCAACAGAUUUUGCAAAAAGUAUACAAAAUUUUGCAGUAGAACAUAGCGAAGUGCAUUAUGGGUGUUCUUUUGCUCUGUCUAAAGAAAUAUGUAUGCAUAGGCAAACGAAAUUGGAUCGCGUUUUUUUGCACGAUUAUUCGGAAAAGCCGUGCUCGUUUGAAAAAUGAUGUAUAUACAUUGUUUUAGUAUUAUCUGCAUUUAUCCUGUACAUACGUAUCUUGUACACCCACAAAUAAAAUAAUGAAACUAGGAUAAGAAAAUAUAUUUGAAUAUUUCAUCAAAA
This is a messenger RNA of Vollenhovia emeryi, 3997 nucleotides long. Its product is annotated as tetratricopeptide repeat protein 39C-like. The coding region runs from base 1192 to 3027 and encodes 611 amino acids. The record is from RefSeq and is a predicted model, not a curated record. Gene Ontology annotation, molecular function: protein binding. The transcript has 10 exons. Gene Ontology annotation, biological process: cilium assembly. Lineage: Eukaryota; Metazoa; Arthropoda; Insecta; Hymenoptera; Formicidae.